UAAUAUUUUACAAAAUAACCUAUGCAAUAUCGAUAAACAAAAACGAAACAGCUUGACAAUUCCUUUAAUGUAAUUAUAACAAAAAAGAUACAGACAUUGUUUGUUGCUAAAAAUAAGCCUCCUUUUGUAUAAAAAGGUAAUUCGAGAAAAAAACAACAAAAAAAAAAAGACACUGCUAGCUGCCUCGGUAUUGGAAAUUUAUUGAGUAAGUACCGAGCUGUUUUGUUUUGGUUGUACAAAAUAGUUGAUUGCAAAGAUGGGUUUCCGGAGAUGGUGUUAAUACUGUUGUGGAAGUCGAGUGUUUGUUUCAGAAAAUACUUUUAUGCAAAACAAACCAAUUAACCAGAUACCCCACCCCCACCGGUAGAGAAUGUCGAAGUCGCUACUGAAUGUUUAUAAACAGCAAAACCCGGACGCAUCUUGUCAACUAAGUAAAUCGACUCUUGGCUGUGUUCCUAAAUUAAAUAACAGAAACAAUGACAACUUCGAACAGGAUAAUGGAAGCGAUGGCUCCGUUGGUGAUCGGUUUCGUAGUCAUACAAUUGGUGAACGAAUUAACGAAGCCAUUUGGGAAAAUUGUCGAAGAAGUAUUGGUGAGCCACUAAACAAUUCCAGGGUUACUGACAGAAGCAGCAACUAUGGUUCAACAAACUCGAGAACAUUGUAUGGGAAAGCAUAUGUCGACAAAAAUCCUUCGAUCCCAACAGCGACAGAAUCAAAACAAUCAGGGAUAACUACUAAACAUAUAUGUGAACCUAAGACUGAACCUUCAGUAGAGCAAACCGAUCGGCCAGAUCGUUUGAAUAUCAAUAAUUCGCAAACAGAAAUAUCUCCCCUAAAUGCAAACACAAAGGAAGAAAUGCAGUCAAUCAAUCGGCAUUUUGCUCCUAAUAUGUUACAAAACACUGUAGCCAAUAAAACUGCAGCCUUACCUGAUGUCGGGUUAGCCGAGUCGAAACGUUUCCCUUCCGAUGAUCCCGAAAGCAGCCAAACACUACAUGUGGUCCUACUGGAUGUGUCUAACCCUAAUACGCAUCAGAAAAAGAGAGAGAUGAAAGAUUUUAGCAGUCUUACGACAGCUGGUCCGAAUUUGUUAGAACACCAAUCAGACUCACAAUCGAACGGGAAUUUAAAUAAUGUGUCAAAAGAUCCGAGUGAGCAAUUCAUUAGAUCCAGAAAAUGCGUAAAAAAUAUCGAACACAACAACAAUAACUAUAAUAAUUUUCAAAGAAGUGAGGAUAAUGAGAAAAAAUUCAACGGUGAUUUAAAACCUGGAGUUGAAUAUGGAAAUAAGACGUCCUUUAAUAUGCCUGCUGUAUUUAUGAAUUCUUCAUCUACUAGUAGAGGGGACAAUGCUGGCCCGUCUAAUUUCUGGCAGCCUGAUUUAGUUGCAAUGCAAGAUGAUCAAACGUUAGAGCAAGUUCCUAUCAAUAAAAAACCACGCCAAACGGUUAACGAUCAGUUUAGUGUCUGUGUACCUUCUCCAGCUCGCUCACCUUUCAAAAGUGUGUUGCCAAGCAAUAAUUUGCAAAUCGAGCCAGUAAUGAAGAAAGCUACCGUUUCAGUAACUAAUAAAGAAGCUAUUGCUGUCAAAGAGUCUAUGGAAUGCACUACAGUUGGAUAUCGGUCAGUGCCAUCGGGCAAUUUCACCGCUUCUCAAACUGGAAAAAACCCAGCUAUUUCAGGAAAUUCAGCAUUCAGACCAAACCUGGUUACGUAUCUGGUUUUAAACCAAGAGAAUAAAGCUGUCAUGAGUAACUGUAUUUUGCCGCAACCAGAUAAUUUAUCUCAAGGUUUAAAUUUUCCUUCGCAAGAAAUGCAUCGUCAGUUAAUAGAACACACGGGACAAAUACAGACGAAUCCAGUACAAAACUAUCUAACUGUGGCUAAAACAGAUCAACUGAUUCCGUGCAUGGUAAGUCGUCCAAAUGUGUUCCAAGGUGUUUGUAGGCAAGCGAAUCAAGCUAAUAGUUUGAGUCACUGUAAUGGAGAGAAUAAUUUGAUACAAUUUCGAAACCAAAUAUUAUGGCAGCAUCUGCAAGAGCUGCAUAGAAAACAGGCAAUCGAGUGUCAACUACCGUCAUGUCACUAUAGCCAAAACACUCAGGACUCAAAUGCUUCACAUGUCGAACCAUGUAACGAAAUAAAGAAUCCUAUAAACGCACGAUCACCACAUGUUUCUGAUAGUAAUUUUAUUAAAAAAUUUCGGAUCCUAUUUCCGACUUUGAAAGCGUCAUUGCGUAAAGUAUUUAAAACUUCUUCUGAAGCAGUCUCUCAGAAUAUUGCAGGAAAUCAUUCGGAGAAAAUGUUUAUAAAGGACUUUGAAAAUUCCCUUGAAGAUUUAAUGGGAAUUUUGGAUAGGGCUGAGAUUUAUUUGCAAUCUGCGAAAGAAAUCCAGAUGCAGUCAUUUCAUGAUACCUGGUUUACGCCUUACAAAUGUCAAGACCAAAUACCGUCUAAAACCUACUCGGACUACUGCAAUGUGGCGAUCAAGCAAAUUAAGGUCGUCCAAGAAAUCCACGAUGCUAUGUUAUUUUUGAAUAGUUUCAAUAAUAAUAAUGAUAAAGAACUGAACAAAUGAACAUAUCUGAAUCAAUGUUAACUUUUUUGUUUAAAGUUUUUAUUAUAACAUUUUGGUUUUCGUUAUUUUCCAGAUCAAUCAAACAAUAUUAGUAAUAUUGAUCUGCUGAAUGAUAGUAAUAUUGGUGUAUCUUGAUAGGAUCAUUUUGCCAAUGAGAAACACACGCACUGACAGAAUAUUCAUCCCAAUACACAGAAUCUACUUUAAUACCCGAUUUCACACACGAAAAAUAAACUUGCAAAACUCCUACAAAAACUAAGGUAAUAUUGAUUUCAAAUUUUGGUACAAGGCCGGCAAUUUUGGGGGUAGGGUAAAUCAGCUGGCACGUAUUUUAUCGAUCCCGAAAAGAUGAAAGGCAAAGUUGACCUCGGCGAAAUUUGAAAUUGGAACGUACAGACAGACAAAAUGCCGCUAAGCGUGCUAACAAUUCUACCAGCUUGACGACUUCGGGGAGAAAAAGGUAAUGUUAGUAAUGCUUGGUGGCAUUUUGUUCGUCUUUGUUCUUUGUUCAAAUUCCACCGAGGUCAACUUUACUUUUCAUUCUUUUGGGGCCGAUAAUAUAGAUAGCAGUUGAGUACCGGAAUCGAUGUAAUCGAUCUACCUCUCCCCCCGAAAUUGCUGGCAUUGUGCCAAUAUCGUGAAAAAGAAAGUAUCUGGGAUUUAUGCCAAAAAUACCACUCCAUUUGUUUACUGAACUAAUAAAAACGUGUUAAUGUUGAAUGAAACUAUGCCUGCAUAAUAUCUAAAAUUAUUGAUUUUAUUACCUAAGGUUGGUAUAUUUUUGAGAAAACUAGUCUGUUACCUACUUGUAUUUAUUUAUACAAUGUCUAUGGCUGAUUUAUAAAUGAACAUUUCUAUUUUAUUAGGAAAAGGAAACCUAACAUUUUUUUAUAAACGAAUAAAAUUUAAGUUUGAAAAUGUCAACCAAAAUACUAGUCUUUUUUCGUUUUUCCUUAUUUGCAUUUGUUUUGCUAUUAAUGUGAUGUAGGAGACUGGCUUCCAGUAAGAUAAAUAGUUUACUAUCCUGUUUAGAUUGACUGGGGAAGUCAAUUGAUUCUGAGAGAUACUUUACAAAUGUAUGCCCUUUAUCCUAAUUAAACGCAAAUACUUCUGUCACAGU
Octopus bimaculoides (California two-spot octopus) is the source of this 3701-nucleotide messenger RNA. RefSeq lists its product as uncharacterized. The record is from RefSeq and is a predicted model, not a curated record. NCBI's taxonomy places the organism in Eukaryota, Metazoa, Mollusca, Cephalopoda, Octopoda, Octopodidae.